Cottoperca gobio is the source of this 1934-nucleotide messenger RNA. It is a transcript of the gene hwa, whose product is annotated as huluwa. The record is from RefSeq and is a predicted model, not a curated record. The transcript is spliced from 4 exons. The coding region runs from base 585 to 1607 and encodes 340 amino acids. NCBI's taxonomy places the organism in Eukaryota, Metazoa, Chordata, Actinopteri, Perciformes, Bovichtidae.
UUCUGUUGUGCGCCAUUAUUUAUACUUAACUAAAGAUAUUGAAGGCUUGAACACUGCUUCAUCUCUGUUGUCCCGGGUUGAAUGUGCCCCUCUGACAGAACACUUGGCCCCAGCCAGGCCCCCCCAGUGAUGAUGGUCUAGAACCACCACUACAUGAGAACAUGAACAUCAUCACUGCUGCCCCCUGCUGCAGGAUCCUGCGGCCCCCUGCUGCCAUCUAGCGGUGACGUGCUGCUCCGCCAAACAUCCUGCACAUAAUAGGACACACCUGUUGAUCUGUAAUUCAUGUGACUGCCAACUGAGUGCGCGUUGCACAGUCAGAUCAAGACUUUGCUUUUGUUAACACCGACAGUGUUCGUCUACAAUGAAGAAGAUAAGGGGCGUGAAGGACAACAACCCCAUGUGGAGACUGUAUGCCUUUGAGAAGCAGGCUGGCUCGUGGCUAUCAGAUCAAAAACACUUACAAACACUAAGUAGUCCACAUUGAUUGACACACCAAACCACCUGCGCGCUCAGAGACGACGUGAAAUCUCAAGUGAGAUCAGCAAUUCUCCAAAAUCCCCCCUCAUGUCGUCUGGAAUGAAAUGUCGCAGAUAAGUCAGACCACACCAUCAGCUGUGACUGGAGGUUUCCCUGUGACCACUUUGACUUUAGUCGUCCUUCUGCUCAUACCCUGUGUGGUCAUUCUGCUGCUGCUCAACUGCCUGUUCCUGGGUUACAAGUUAUUGAUCCUGUCAAAGAGCAACAGACAGAUGCGAGAGGGCGCAGAGGAGAUGCUUCUGCAGUCCAACCUGCAGACAGUCAGAAGAGUCUCCGACGUGGCUUUCCCCUCGCUGCAGGACGCGAGGAGAGCUUAUAUGUCUCUAUCGGAGCCGAUCCUGCCCCAUCCUGUCACCUCCUCCAGGGCUUCAUCCAGGGAGAGGGCCGGGGUGGAUCACAGGAUCCGGCUCCUGAGGCCAGAUGGUGCCACCGGCUCAGGGUCCCUGAGGGCGCCGAGCAGCAUCCGGGCCCCCUCCUCCGCGGCGGGGUUCAUCCCGAGGCUCCACCUGCCCUCCGGCUCACGGACCUGCAGCACCAGUACAGCGCGAUGGUGUCAAAGCGCACCAGUUUUACCGCAGUCCAGUGACUCAGAGGCUGAAACCAGAGUGGACCUUGUUCCGCCAAAUUCUCCAAUGCAGGAGGCAGAACAUGUGGCUCAUCUUCGUCGGAGCAGUACUUACGAGAUGCUGAGCGACGUGAACCCCGGGCUCGCACUGCUUGUGUUUGACAAAGUGGACAUGGAGUGCGAGUUCAGCAGCCCGCCUUCAGAGGCGUCCUGCCUCAACUCGUCUGCAGUGGGACCAGGACUGGACAGCGACUUUGGUGCCAGUGCAGGUACAUCUCCUUCAGCUGCACUAACACGAGUUACUCGUCCGCCGCUGCUGGUUUGUUUGCAUUAUUGUGUGUCUCUGCGGAUCCUGUCCGCAGACAGUGACGGUCUGUCCAACGGCGUCCUGUCUUCAGCGCUGGAGUGGGACUACUACGACCCCUGCUAUGUGAAACAGAACAACGUGCACAAACACAAACACCACAGACCUGCCGUGCACAGCAAACAGUACUGGGUGUAACGUUUUUAAUGUUCAUUUAUCUUUUUAUUACUUAUUUAAAUAACCUUUUGAGUGUUUUAGUCUUCAUUUAUUAAGUGUCACUAACAAUCACAAUGGUUUGAUAAGAAUGCACUCCGCCACUCGAUUUGUGAAAUGUUUCCUUUGGCACCUUCACUCGUGUUGUAAUGAAAAUGUUUAUUUUGCACUUCUUCACUUGUAUUAAUCUAAUUUAGUUCACUAUCUUCAUGUCAACAGGUCUGUUCAGCAUUUCAUAAACACUCACAUUAAGAUUUAUAUUUACUGCUAUUGAUUUAAAUGUUUUGUUCUGAGUAAUAAAGACUAAUUUAG